Botrytis byssoidea is the source of this 2384-nucleotide messenger RNA. RefSeq lists its product as uncharacterized. The record is from RefSeq and is a predicted model, not a curated record. NCBI's taxonomy places the organism in Eukaryota, Fungi, Ascomycota, Leotiomycetes, Helotiales, Sclerotiniaceae. The transcript has 8 exons. Bases 303 to 2198 code for a protein of 631 amino acids.
UGGAAAUAUAACUCUAUCUAUAUUGUCACCUCUGCCGCCAAAGUAGUAGCACCAAAGUACGUGUCCUCUACAGCAAACGAUAGCUUCAGAUAACCGUUCCGGGGGAAAGAAGCGGAUCCGAAGAGUAGGUAAUAACAGGGGCACAUCCUACCUCACAAUGAUUCAACCAAUCAUGAAAACUAGAUUAAUACCCCCCAUGUUUCUUCGCUUAAUGAGAAAGAUCGUCGUGACUUUGACAUCAGUUCAGAAGUUGUCUCGUCAGCUCAUCACGAUGGGAUAUACAACCUGGGAGAAGUAGCAAUAUGGAACCGGGAAAACAUGGUGAUUCCUUUGAAAAAGAAGAACUGACAAUGCGUGAUUCUUUACUCGGCGAUGAAAAUGAAGACCCAUGUCAACUAGAAUCUCAACAAGAUGAGAAGCCACGGAUAACACGGUCCGGACACGGCUUGCGAAACAAAUGGAUAGAUAGGCUAAUACUUGGCUUAUUGGUAUUCUGGGUUUAUAUGUUCUUACCAUAUGGUAAAGAAGUAUCCGAUGAAGAUACUGUACUUCGUGAGGACGAUUGGUCUUGGGAAUCGAUCAAGCCAAAUUCUGAAUUAGUUUGGCAUCCAUGCUUCGAUGAAUUUGACUGUGCAAGAUUAGAGGUACCACUAGAUUGGCUAGAGCCUACCAAUUCAUCAAAAGUUGUUUUGGCUGUCUUGAGGAAAAAUGCAACAUCAAAGGUGGAUUAUAAGGGUCCGCUGUUCGUGAAUCCAGGAGGACCUGGAGGAUCCGGUGUUGGCACCGUGAAAGACUUUUGGAAGGCUGUUCAUGUUACUGUUGGAGCUAACCACGAUAUUAUUGGAUUUGACCCUCGUGGAAUUGGCGCCACUACCCCUUCCGCUCAUUGUUGGAAUGGACCACGAGAGGAAAGAAUUUGGGGCAUUCAAAAACUCGGACUUGUCGACUCACACCCAGGAAUGAUUUAUGAUCUUUAUGCACAUCAAAGUGUCAAGUCUAGGAAUUGUGAAGCCAAUCUUGGUGAUCUAUCACGAUUUCUGGGAACAGCUUCUGUAGCAAGAGAUAUGCUAGAGAUACUCAACAAGCUCGGGUAUGAAAAAUUGAGAUAUUGGGGUCUAAGUUAUGGUACAGUAAUUGGAGGCACCUUCGCAGCCAUGUACCCUGAUAAGGUUGAGCGUCUCGUUAGUGAUGGAAACGUCAAUUACUCAGAAUGGUACAAUGGAACCGGAAUCCAUUAUAUUGAGGACACGGACAAGGUAAUGCUAGCUUUCUUUGACUUAUGUCACAAGGCGGGCCCUCAAAAGUGUGCGCUCUAUGCCUCAACGCCUACAGCGAUCCAAGAACGACUCGAAGGUAUCUAUACCAAGCUUCAAAAAUACCCAUUGCAAGUCUUCCCUACCACGAACACCACCAUGGAGUUGCAGUCCUUAGGAAUCACUCGACCAAAAGUCCUCACUUAUUCGGAUGUAAAGAAUGCAGUCAUCUACUCACUCUACCAACCUUUAGCAUUAUUUCAUCACUUGGCCAAAGCUUUAGCUGCACUAGAAGCUGAUGAUGGUAUACCUUUCUUGAAAUUGGCUAUAGCUCAAGGACACAUUCAACCAAGUUUCACAUGUAGUUGCGAUUCCCCUGACUGCGAAGAGGAAUCCGGAUGGCCUCUAAAAGCAAUUGGAAAUGGCGACGCAGCAACAUAUGUGAAAUGCGGAGAAGGUGACGCCAAUGCGGAUAAAGAUAGCUUGGAAGUUAUGAUAAAAUACGAAGAAGAGUUACGAAGAAAAAGCCCCUUAUCCGCAUCGGUCAUGUUCAAUAUUCGCCUAUCGUGCGCAGGCUGGAAGUCAAGAACAAAAUGGAAUUUCGUAGGUCCAUUUGAGCAAAACACCAGUCAUCCCAUCCUCUUCAUUGGCAAUUCAGCAGACAACAUCACACCACUGGGAAGUGCAAUCUACAACUCACACUUCUUCCCCGGUUCUUCCGUACUGGUACAGAACUCCUAUGGUCAUACAUCGGCAUCCUGUCCUUCAAAAUGUACAGCCAAACAUCGCCUUGCGUAUUUUCAAACCGGUAUUCUCCCGUCAAAUGGUACAUUGUGUGAGCCUGAUUUUAUACCAUUUGGAAUUGACACUGAAGGUAUGGAUUCGCAAAGCGACGGAGAUGAGGAGUUGGAGUGGGCGUUGAGAGAAUUGAUGAAGUUGUUGUAGAUAUCGUGUGCUUUGUUUAGUUCUUUUUCCCUUUGGGCUCUAUGUGUAAGAGAGGAAAAUUAUGAUUGUUGGAUGGGAGGGUCUGCAGGAAGAUCAAAAAAGGGAUUGGAGAAAUAAGGCCACUAAAAUCAUGACUUGAAGUGUCUUGAGACCAUUCCUGCUCAUUAAUACUCAUAAAUUCCGUGC